Onychostoma macrolepis is the source of this 3508-nucleotide messenger RNA. RefSeq names its product BAALC binder of MAP3K1 and KLF4 b (gene baalcb). NCBI's taxonomy places the organism in Eukaryota, Metazoa, Chordata, Actinopteri, Cypriniformes, Cyprinidae. The transcript is spliced from 4 exons. The coding region runs from base 1173 to 1721 and encodes 182 amino acids. The record is from RefSeq and is a predicted model, not a curated record. Gene Ontology annotation, cellular component: cytoplasm.
UACGGGACUACAACGAGAUACUUCCCGGGUUGCAUACGAAAUAAACCCAUCAACCCCUCCCUCCGGAACAUGCAAAAAAGGGGGCAAGGCCAUGUUCUGCAGCUUUGUCGAAGAGGAAGAGUUAUAGUGGAGAGUUGUAGCCAUGCCAUCGAAGCGGUGUUAUUUUCACCCAGCUGUCAGGUCUUCUGUGUUCGGGCUUCCUACGGAUGCUGUAGUUCGUCAACGAUGGUUAAAAUGUAUGUUUGAUUAUGUUCCUGACAAUUACAAUCCUAAUUUAGCUCUCUGUGCUGCGCAUUUUACGGAAGACAGCUUCCAGAAUCUACACGAGUUCAAUGCCGGAUUCACACAGAAACUAUUACUAAAACAUGGAGCAGUUCCAACUUUAAAACCAGAGGCAGCAGUUGUUGGGCCACAACCUGUGAGUAAGAUUUAAUCAUUUUAAAUGUAUUUGCAUGUAUAAUUUCAGACGUAAUGUUUUAGUUUUAUCAAGACCGUAAACAAGCCAACACUGUUUGGUUUUAGUGGCCAGUUAGUUUGAUGCUAUUUUGUGUGUAUAAGACAAACGUGUACUAACUUCAAACAAUUAUAUGUAAUCACAACAGCAAACUUCCGUUCAGAAACGUUUUGUAAGAGCCGUGCUUGCGGAAGUUCUGCUUGACUCUCUUCAUUACCGCUUUCUGGGUCUGAUUCUGGCUCAAACUGAUACGGCAAUAUUGACACCAUUCUUUACAUUUGACCGGAGCACAUGCAGCUGUCGCCCGUGAAGGUAAUGGGCGUGAAGUUUCCGGACAACGUGCAGUACGCAGUUUAGCCAAUCACAACACACCGGCCCAACUAACCAAUCUGAGCCCAUUGCCUGUUUCUGAGGGAGUGGUUUCAUAGAAUCAGGAAGUCAACCGGUCGUUCAAAUGACAGAGGAGAAAGCGGCUCACAAUAAAGAAUCAGUUGCAGAUUUUCCUGUUCGACUGACACCUGACCAGUGGAAGACUUGAUUUUUACAUCAAAAUGAUGCUAAUAUGGCUUGUUCAUACUAAAUGGCAUAACAUAAAUAAUAAAUGACAUCAAUCAGUGAACACCAUAUAACAAACAUCUAUCUUUCAUUUGCUGUUUGGGAGGUACUGUUAUGGACCUAGAAUCAAAGGCUGUGUAGGUGUGGAUUUGUUUUUGACAACAUGGGUUGUGGAGGCUCCAGGACAGAUGUGUUGGAGCCGAGAUAUAUGGAGAGCUGGACCAAAGAGACAGAGUCCACCUGGCUGACCAGCACGGACACAGACAUACCCCUGUCCUCCAUCCAGAGCAUCCCCUCGGAAAACUCUUCAGAGGUGGGCUUCCCAUCAGAGAAGACUGCCAACCUCGAUCUCUUCGAUGAUGGUCUGCCUUCUCCAGCUCAGGCAUAUCUGAAAGUGUGUUCUGCCAUGUCUGAGGUGGGUCUGAAUGACAUGAAAACUGGCAGCACCCCUGCAAUCCUCUCUUCUCAAGAACAGGAAGUGCUGUCUUCUUCUAGUACCACAGUGCAGAGGAGAAGCGUGUUACGAACUGAGGAAAUAACCAAAUGGCAAGACAACCGGAUGUCCACCAAGCAAGUGACGAUCACUGUGACUCAAAGCAUCCGGCAGGUGGACAAGAGCGGGAAGAUCAAGGAAACUUCACAAACCACCUACGAGGUCAUGAAACCGGUGGAUGGUUUGAUGAACGCAGCAGUUGACUCAAUGCCUCAAUGAGAUGUUCACCCAAGACCUCAUGAAGACUGUAUCUUGGAUUUCUGGAAAGCUUUGGUGAAGAUGUCAUGGACCAAAGAAGUAAAAAGCAGGGAUGACCUAAAUGAAGAAGUUCAUCAGUGCUGUGAUUAACGGGUUUCAAUGGUCAGUUAAUUGUUAGUUUCAUUAUUCAGUUAGACUUGACUAAUUUAAUAAUGUCUAUUUUUAUGUACAUCUUUUCUCUGUAAUGUUCUCUUUAUCAAAAUGUGCCAACGAAAAGAAUCUUAGUAAAAGCAUCUACUGUACAUACACUGAAAGCACAGGAUAGAUCAGGAAGGGCAAUCAACAUAUAGACACUUAACGAAUGGCUGAUUGAUUUUGUGAAAAGUGUAAAAAAUUAUACUUAAAUAGUUUAAAAACAUACCAACAACACAUGUUUGUCCCAGAAAAAAACAAAAGGUGGCUUGAAAUUGAUGUACUGCUUUAAUUUUGAUUUUGGAUUUGAAAAUCAGGGCUCUUACUAUCACACUAUUGUUGCCUUCAGCUUUUUGGGGUACAAGCGCAAACAUUUAUUCAAAACCUAAUUACAGUUUCUGUAGCAAGCUAGCACUACUGCGAAAAGAAGUGUGCAAGAAUAUAAAGCAGCUCUGUUUUUAUUAUUCCAGUAUUGUUUGAUACAUCACUGCUUUACUGACUGGAAGAUGAUGUUUAUUGUUGAGUUAUUAAAUAUCUAUUGGAAGCACAUAAUAACUAUUACUGUAUCCUAAUCUUUCUCUUGCUACAAUCUCUAAAUUGACAUUUUACAAUAAGGUUCUGUAUAUGAACAUUAAUUCAUUAGGUAUUAUGAAGUAACAACGAACAAUACAUUUACAGCAUUAUUAAUAUGUGACCCUGGACGACAAAACCAGUCUUAAGUGUCAACUUUACAAAACUGAGAUACAACUAUUUGAAAAUCUGGAAUCUGAGGGUGCAAAAAAAAAAAAUCUAAAUAUUGAGAAAAUCGCCUUUAAAGUUAUCCAAAUGAAGUUCUUAGCAAUGCAUAUUACUAAUCAAAAAUUAUGUUUUGAUACAUUUACGGUAAGAAAUUUACAAAAUAUCUUCAUGGAACAUGAUCUUUACUUAAUGUCCUAAUGAUUUUUGGCAUAAAAGAAAAAUCGAUAAUUUUGACCCAUAAAGUAUAUUUUUGGCUAUUGCUACAAAUAUACCCCAGCGACAAGACUGGUUUUGUGGUCCAGGGUCACAUAUAGGUUCAUGUUAAUUUCUACAUAUACUGAUAUUUGUAUUUUUUUAUUAAUUUGUAAACAACAUUAGGCGUACUUGGCAUGAUUUUAUUAGAAUUUGAAUCUAUUUUAUUUAAAGUCAUAUUUUUAAAUUUCUUAAAAUCGGAAUUAAAUCAAUUGAUUUUGAAAUCAAAAAUAUUCAGUUAAAAAGUAUGAACAUGGUUUAAUAUGUGGAACAAGCAAGAUUCAAUUAGUUAAACUGUAUGUGAUUCAUAUAUUUAAUUGAGUGGUUAUUGCACAUUUAAAACAUAUUUGGUUUAAUAACAUUAUUACAUAAAUCUCAUUCCUGUUUCAUUUAUGUAUGACUGACAAAUAUGCAUCAUAUUAGGUUUAUUAAUAAUAAAACUGUCUAAUCAAACCGGAGGGAAAUUUUAUAUGCAAUUAAAAUCUUGAAUAUAUAGGCCUAAAUAUUUUUGAGUAAUGCAUUAUAAUGAACUGAAGUAACAAUGAAUAACAAUAAAUUGACAUUCACUUAAAAAUGUAUUGUUCAUUGCUAGUUCCUGAUAUCUAAUGCAAUAACUAAUGUUAAUU